GUAAGAUUGGUCCCAGAUCGGGAGACAGUUCGGAAUGAAAUCAUCCAUACCCUAAAAGUUCGAUCGUUCAUUUUAACAGCUGGCUUUCAUGAAUAUAAUGCGAAUCAACUACACUAGCGUUGGAAUAAUUUUUUCGCUCGUGGUUGUGCUUUAUAUCUUUUACAAACUAUCGCACUACUCUUCAGAAAGAAACCUGCCUGCAAGUGUCACCCCACGGACCAGCAACAAGCUUCCUACAGGUGGGCUAAGUUCUCAGCUUAAUAUGAACAGUUCAUGAUAAUAUUUGUUACUUCCACUGAGGUAUAUUGCACGGGCCAAAAAUUUCUUUCGUUUCCCGAAAGUGGUUACAUUAACAUUUUUCUCACCAUAAUUGAAGCUCAGUUGUAAAUGGCGCUGUUCCGUCGUCAACUUCACUGAAGUGCGUUGCAGAAUCGAAGAAAACUUUUCGGUUCUUUAAGAAAAUUAAUUUUUUUAGACACCAAACCUUCACCCAAUGUAAGUUAUUAUGUUCACUUGUGAUUAAUGCUGUGCAAAUUUGCAUCAGAAGCACUUCCACACCCAGGAGUUUCACAGCCAUAAGUGCCCCACCCAGCGGUGAACAGAACAUUGCUACAUGCACAGGUUCCCAAAAAGCUUAAGGAUUGCAAUUCCAGUAAGAAUCUAGCUUUACUUUCCAGUACAUCAGUGGAAGUAAAAUAAUAUUAAAACGAAUCAUAUUUGAACAUUUUGAUUUGUUUUUUAUUUAAUUAUUAUUUUAGUUUGAAGCGCAAUGGUUCUAGCAUAUGAAAGGCAUUAUUAUACAAUUAUUAUGGUAGAUGUUCUAUCAGACUGCAUUUUCAAUUUCUCCUUAGAAUCUUCAAUAGAUUUAAAAUCACUAGCCAGUGUUGCAAAAGCUGGGUUGUUUGAUGUCAGUCUGAGGCAAGCUCAAGAAACUAUAGAGGCUCUUAAAAAGCAGCUUGCAGAAGCAGAAGUAUCAAGAGACACAGUCCAGAAAAAAGACAUGGAACCUGUCAAAAGAAAGUUAGUUCUCAUCCCUUUCUUCAGACUGUAUCAAAUAUGUUCAGUGAGAGAAAUUUAAACUGAGUUCUUUUUGCAAAUUAUGAUAUAAAUAUAGGCAGCCUGUGAAAACAGUAUUUCCAGUGGCAUAUUUGCUCAUGCAUUGAAUUUAGACUAGUUGUUUGUUAUUGGCAGGAAAUUUUUGUUAUUUAAUAAGUUCUCUUGACUAAAUUUUGACCUUCAUUGUUUAAGUGCAUUGCUGAACCUCUUUCACUUCCAUGAUAUCAUUAGCAAUUCUCCCUACUGUCUGCUAUACAAUUGUUAUGUUUACUUAUUAAAUUACUGUAAUGGAGAAUUUGGUAUUGGGUCAAUUAAUAAUCCCCUAAUCCUCUAAUUGAUAUAUAUUUUUAUAUUCUUAGUACUUAUUUGCAUGAUAUUGUGUUGAUAUUGUAAGAAGAAGUUAUGUCUAGUUCACUCAUGACAAUUAAAGGGUCAAUUAUCAAUUAUGCAGUUUGAUGACCAUAAAAGUGAUAUUUGUUGUCAAUUUUGAAUCUUCAGAUUUAGUGGUCACAAACUUGUUCAUUUGGAUUUGAAAGGAGCACCAACAAAAAUGACUUUUUCUGACACAGGUAUAUUAUACUGAUUGGAGCAACUUCAUGCACCUUACAUAUAAAAAGAGAACUCUAUAUGUAAUAAUUACAGAUGAGAAAUUUAUGUGUUAUUAUCCAGUAAUAUGCUUGAAAACAUGUUUGGAAACAGGUUUGCCAAUUAUGGCCUAUUCAGUUUUAUCCAUUUGGUACCUGCCCCUCUCCCUGUAUGGAAUCAGGGUACUAUACUUGCAGAAUGUAAAUUUACAUGACCACAUUAUCAGGUUCACAAAAAAUGUUUUACAACGGUUAAAUCAACACUGCUGAAUUAUACCUACAAAAUUAAUUAGUUAAUUCUAAUUAUAAAAUAACUGAUAUUUUUUUACAAGAUUUGAUAAUUACUUGCCAGUAACAAUAUAUCAUAAAAUGUGAUAUCUGUCAUUAAUUUUGAUAAUUAUAAAUUGAAUAUUAUCAAUUUGUAAACCUGUGUAGGUGCUGCCAUAUUUUAAGAAGUGGGGAGCAACUGGUUUGCUGGUUGAGUAUGAAGAUAUGUUUCCCUACAAGGCAAAAUAUGAAGUCUUACAGGCUAAAAACUCAUACAGGUUAAUGCUGUUUAUAACUGUAAGAAAAAGAUGUGUCGUAAAUUCCUAUUUAGAAUACCUUAUCAUUUAGACAUGUGCAUUUGAAGAUUCCUUGCUGUUGAUAUCAAACCUGAAGAAAGUUUAUGGGUACUAUGGUUUUGCACAUUGUGAUUAAUCAGCAGUUCUCUCCUCUAGCUGCUUACUCAUUUUCAUAUCAACUUCUUCCUGAUAUGCUCAAGUGUUCUCACAACCUGUUUGCUGGAUAUUGUAUGGAUGUUAUAGUGAGAAUUUGCAUGUUAAUCACCUCUGGGAGUUAAAGGAUUAAAAGAAAUUAUAAUUUGAUUUUGUAUUUGCAGUGAAGCUGAAAUAAAACAGUUGCUGGAGACAGCAGCAGCAAAUGAUCUUAUUGUAAUUCCACUGGUACAGACAUUUGGUCAUCUGGAGGUAAAGUCAAUAUAAAUAUUCAGAUAAAUACUUUUUCCUAGCAAUUUCAGUUAAUUCUUUUAGCAGCCAGUGAAGCUCUGAUGAUUGCAAUAAGUAUCUCAAUACUUUAGGGUGGAUGAGUAGCCCCCAGCAACUUGGUAAUUUUAAGUUUACAAUUAUGAUAAUUUUAAUAUAUAUGCAUUAUAGCCUCUACUUGGUUUAAAAGUUUGUUUUGAUAUUUGUGUGCAGACAUUAUCUGUUCCAGGAAGCAAACAAUUUUUUAAAAGCAAAAAAACCAGGACCAAUUUUCUCAAUCUUUUUAAAUUUAAUCUACGCACUUGUACAUCAUGCAGUAGUUACUUUUUUUCAAUAGUUAAUUUUUUCAUUUUAAUAAAAAAAAUUAACUAUUUUUAUUCUUGCUUUUUUUUUAAAGUAAACCAUGCAUGUGUAAUUUAUAUGUACAUAAUCUGUUGUAAAAUUUACCUUCCUUUCCAUUCAGUUUGUCUUGAAGCACAAGGAGUUUGCCUAUCUUCGUGAAACAGAACACUACACUAAUUCAUUAUGCCCAAAUAACAAAGGUUAGUGAUACAAAUUGGAAAAAUAAAACCAAAUGGUAUGUUCGUGUGAAUUGCCACCAACUUGAAGAAUUAACAAAUAAGUACAUAAUAUUGGUUAAUUUUGUAUAACAUCUGUUCUAGACUCUGUUCCAAUGGUUAUAGAACUCAUUGAUCAAGUUCUAGCUCUCCAUCCUGGUUUGCAGUGGUUUCAUAUUGGAGGAGAUGAGGUGAUUUGAUAUCUACUGUUGCUAUAUAUUGAGUAACUUUUCAGGGCACAGAAGGUCAUUACACAUGGCUGUACUGUUAAAAUUUUUAUAUUUAAAGUCGACUUUCUGCUUGACGCAAUGUUACAACUUCCCUUAAAUCAAAUCCAAAUACAGAACAAUAAGAACUUCCAUUAUUCACAAAGAGUGCCAGAGCAGGGCAAAAUAGCAGACUGAAAUUUUAAUGCCAGGCUAUUUGGCUCUGGAAAUGGCAUGCAGUGUCACAAACGACUUUGAAUGUACUCAGUUCCGAGGGCUCUGCAUGGAGACAGGCAAAUUACAUGUAGCAAGUUGAGGGCAUUUGAUAGUAGUCACCAACCUAAUUUGAAAACUUAGCACAGGAAACUUUUCAUAACAAGAAUUAAAACUGCUGCAUUUUCAUAUUGGUCUUCUUUUUUUUUUUUUCAAUCAGGUGUGGAAUCUCAAGACAUGCCCUGUCUGUCUUAAAGAUGCACGGAAUAAAUCUGAAUUGUUUGUGCAUCACAUGAAACCCAUUCUCAAACACUUGCAAGGCAAGAAGGUAACACCAAUCAUGUGGGAUGACAUGAUGAGGUACUGGCCUUUGGAAUACUUGAAAGGUAAAGAACUAUUGGAUGGAUUUACACUAAUGGGAGGUUUGGAAUAAACCUUACUGCCCAACUUUUCAGUUGUCCUUUUUGUUUUGACUGUGAUAAAUGAUGACUUUUUAUUUGCCACAGUGGUGAAUAGUGCUCUCUGCAUGCGGUGAUUGCAAAGACUAUUCCCCUCCAAGCAGACGAAGAGAGAAAAUUGCACAUUAAGGGUUAAAUUUCUGUCCAUUGUUUAUUGACAACAAGAAAUAGAUGUAAACUAAACAUGGUUCUGUGUGGUAUAUUCUGAAACUGUUAUUCACCUCAGUGUUGCUGAAAGUGGUGGUUAUUUACCUCCACUUUGGUGAAUAAUUUUAUGUUAUUGUCUUUUGAAUUAAUAUUUUCUUCUCAUUUUGUUUGACAGAGCUUGGUCCUCUUGUUGAGCCAAUGGUCUGGGCCUACAGAUCUGAUCUCACUGGCUAUUUUCCUCCUGGUAAAACUUUAAGUAGAAUUUGUUGUUGUUAUUGUUAAAUCAGAGCAGACCUGCCUUUUCAAAGGCCAUGUUGUUACAACUGUUUUGUCCCAGCUGAUGGGUCAUAUGUUCACUUUUAUUGAAGCUCUACUCAGCUACCAUGGUGCAUCCUCAAUGCCAAGUCAAACCCUUGAGAAUGGCUCAGUUUUGUGGAAUCAAAAGAGCUUAUUCAAGUUACCAGCCUUAACAUUGCACUUAUAGACAAUUUGGCCAGAAUAUUUUUUGGUUGUAGACAAUCUGAGCAUAAACAUGCCUACCUCACAAAAUUAAUUUUCCUUGGCCAAUCCAUCAUCAUGACAUUCUUUCAACCAUUUGAAAUCUAUUUGAGUCAUGUUGAUCAAGUUUGGAGGGUGCGCUAUGUGUAAAAUGUAAAUUAUGUUUUGCGGUUACUGUGAGCUUUCUAAGUCUUUGCCUUUGAUAUUCUUAAGAUAUGUGGCAGAGAUAUGGUAAAGCCUUUAAGAAGAUUUGGGCUGCAAGUGCCUUUAAAGGUAACAUUAAUUUGACUUAUGCAUUAACUUGAAUCAGAUAACUUUAUCCUGUAUGAAGACAACUUUUUAUUAUAAAAAUGGACAAAUUUUGGAGAAUCAUCAAUUUCUUUUGAAGACAUUAGUAUAUCAGUCUUUAGAAUUAUAUAUGAAAAUUUGUGACUUAAUUCCACUGUUGUAGAUUACAAAGAGUUCAUAAAACAUCAAAAAUUUUCUUCAGAUUUGCUCAAAAUGCAACUACAGACCCUGCCAGGUUGAAAGAAGCUCAGUAACCUAGUCACUUGCGAAUUAAGUUACAGAGUUCAAUGCUUAUGUGUUUUAUUAUAAACAUAUUACCUCCUGUAAGCAAACAAAGAGAUAUUGAGUUGUAGGUGUUAUUUAAUUGUUACUUCUGCUAAAAAUUUUCUUCCUUAAGGAGCCACUCACCCAUGGAGCAACUUUGUUCCAAUUGGAUUUCAUGUUCAAAACAAUUUAUACUGGUUGGAUAUCAUUUCCAAGUUACCAUCCACUCUAGAAGUAAAUGGUGUAGCCCUGACUGGCUGGAGCAGGUAUGUAAUGCAGUAUGAUUGUGCAAUGUCAUUAUUCAAUUAUUGUUUUAUCCCUUUAACUCCCAAGAUCUGAUUGUAAAUUCUCCCCUCUAGCUGCUACACAUUUCCUUGUAAAUUGGUUAUAAGAAUUUGAUGUUUGAUCAAGGUAAUAACUUGUAUCUGAUGAGUUUAAGUAUUCUCACUACCUGUUUGCUGGAUAAUGGAUGGAUAUUGUAGGGAGAGGUUACAUGUUAAUCACUUCUGGGAAUUAAAGGGUUAGUGUGUCAGGGGUGGUUAAUGCCAACUCUGUUCUGUUAACCCUUGGCAAUCUAAUAUCAGAAGGAUAAUUCUUCAUACUGUUCUCUGUACAUUUCCUAAGGUGCUGACAAGGAGAAUUUGCUUAACAAUCAAGAGAUUCUUUAGUUGUUGAUCAUUUCCUUUAUUCAUGAGAGCUUGAUCUGUGAUUCCAGGGUGAUACUAUAGGAGAAAUUAGAUGCUUGUCACUCGUAGGGCUCAAAGGGUUAACAAUAUUGCAUUAUUGCAAGUUUGUAUAUUUUAUUUUUAAAUCUUACUGUAUAAUCAUCCUGUUUUGGGGCCAUCAUAAUAACAUAGUUAUAUCCCUCUGCUAAGGAAUUAGCAAUUCUGAGUCAGUUACGCCCACAGGCCCACAAUCCUGUCAGCAGGUUUAAGAAAUGCCAGCCUGGAGAAUGGCAAAACUUAUUACAUGCCAAGAGACCAAUUCCUGGUUAAGAAUAUCUUACAAACUUUCUUAAAUUGAAGUCUUAAAAACUCUUGAGAGGCAUAAUCACUUGAGAACGGCUGCUAGAGCAGCUGGAUUGGUAUGCUAUAAAAGUGAUAAUGUUUUUUUUUUUUUCUCUUUUUGUAGAUAUGAUCACUAUGCCACUUUAUGCGAGCUUCUUCCAGCAGCUCUUCCUUCAUUAGCAUUUUGCCUUGGAGCAUUGAGUGAAGGUACA
Messenger RNA from Pocillopora meandrina, 6473 nucleotides. The record is from the annotation of a GenBank genome assembly. NCBI's taxonomy places the organism in Eukaryota, Metazoa, Cnidaria, Anthozoa, Scleractinia, Pocilloporidae.